CACAUUCAUAAUCAGUUGUGGCAGUUUCUCCACCUCAGAACUUUUCAACCUUCUUAGCUCCUUAUCUUUUCUUGCAUUCCAAGUUUCCAACUCUCUGAAUGUACAUUUAAUAUCAUUACUUUCUAAAUCAUUUCUGCAUCCACUUCUUCUUCUUUGCUUUCUCUAGUCUUCAACAAUGGCAGCAGAGUACUCAGGCAAGAGGAAUUCCAAUACUCAGAUCUUGGAAGAACUUGAGGCACUCAGCCAAUCACUCUACCAAUCACAUACUUCCACCACCAGAAGAACUGCCUCCCUUGCUCUUCCUCGAAGUUCUGUUCCUUCAGUCCCAUCUGCUGAUGAGAUUGGCAUAGUUAAGGUUGAGGAACAAUCCAAGAAUAACAAAUCACGAAGACGUAUGUCCUUGUCUCCAUGGCGUUCCCGGCCAAAGCUUGAUGAUGAAAGCGAGCAUAAGGAUAGUGUUAAGAUAGCAAAUCAGCCAGAGGUCAAAAGGUUGGAUGAAAGAACAACUUCUUCAGCAGAGAAGAAGGGAAUUUGGAAUUGGAAGCCAAUACGAGCUCUCUCCCAUAUUGGAAAGCAUAAAUUGAGCUGCUUGUUUUCUGUUGAAGUUGUCACUGUCCAAGGCCUUCCAGCUUCAAUGAAUGGCCUUCGGCUCUCUGUAUGUGUCAGAAAGAAGGAAACAAAGGAUGGAGCUGUUCAUACCAUGCCUUCAAGAGUUUCACAAGGAGCUGCUGAUUUUGAAGAGACCUUAUUUGUCAGGUGCCAUGUAUAUUGCAGUUCGGGAAGUGGAAAGCAGCAGCUUCAAUUCGAGCCGCGUCCAUUUUGGAUAUAUGUGUUUGCUGUUGAUGCUGCAGAGCUUGAUUUUGGAAGAAGUUCAGUGGAUUUGAGUCAACUUAUUGAGGAAUCUGUGGAGAAGAGCUAUGAAGGUACAAGAGUUCGGCAGUGGGACACAAGUUUCAAUCUAUCGGGAAAGGCAAAAGGAGGAGAAGUACUUUUGAAACUGGGGUUCCAGAUUAUGGAGAAAGAUGGAGAAAUUGGAAUCUAUAGGAAGGCUGAGGAAUUGAGGUCAGAUAAAUCUAAAAUUUUCUCAUCUUCUUUUGCCAGAAAUCAGUCAAAAAUAUCCUUUAGUGUCCCUAGUCCAAAGAUGUCAAGCCGAAAGGAAGCUUGGAGUCCUUCACAGACAGGAGCAACAAGAAGAGAUCUUCAAGGAAUUGAUGACUUGAAUCUUGAUGAGCCAGCCCCAGCCCCAGCUCCAGCUUCAGCUUCAGCUCCAUCAUCCACUCCCUCUAUUCCAAAGAAGGAAGAGCCAGAAACAAAGAUAGAAGAUCUUGACCUCCCUGACUUUGAAGUUGUGGAUAAAGGAGUUGAGGUUCAAGAAAAAGAGGAGGAUGCAGAAGGUCAAUCUGAAAAAUCAGUUGAAGAAAGAUCAGUGUCAAGUGAGGUAGUCAAAGAAGUUGUGCAUGAUCAAGUACAUCUCACAAGAUUAACUGAGCUUGAUUCGAUUGCUCAACAAAUAAAAGCUCUUGAGUCUAUGAUGGGAGACGAAAAAAUUGUCAAAACGGAGGAAGAAACUGAAUCACCAAGACUGGAUGCAGAUGAAGAAAACGUGACAAGGGAAUUUCUCCAGAUGCUUGAGGAAGAAGAAGCUAAGCCAUAUAAAUUAAAUCAACCUGAAUUUCCACCUCUCCAGCUUGAAGGAACCGAGGAUUCAACAGAAUCUGAAUCCAAUGUGUACCUCCCAGACCUUGGUAAGGGCUUAGGCUGUGUAGUCCAAACCAGGAAUGGGGGCUACUUAGCUGCCAUGAAUCCUUUAGAUACUACAGUUGCAAGGAAAGAUGAUCCAAAGCUAGCCAUGCAAAUAUCAAAACCAUUUGUCCUACCAUCACAUCAAUCUGUAACUGGGUUUGAAUUGUUUCAGAAAAUGGCAGCUAUGGGGCUAGAGGAACUCAGCUCACAAGUUUUGUCUUUGAUGCCCAUGGAUGAACUGCUAGGAAAAACUGCAGAACAGAUAGCCUUUGAAGGCAUUGCUUCUGCAAUAAUCCAAGGGAGAAACAGAGAAGGUGCUAGCUCAAGUGCUGCUCGUACAAUUGCUGCAGUAAAACUCAUAGCAACUGCAAUGAGUACAGGCAGGAAAGAGAGAAUUUCAACAGGAAUUUGGAAUGUGAAUGAAGAACCAUUGACUGCAGAGGAAGUUCUGGCAUUCUCCAUGCAGAAAAUUGAGGCCAUGGCAGUUGAAGCCUUAAAAAUUCAGGCUGAUAUGGUUGAGGAAGAAGCCCCAUUUUAUGUUUCUGCACUCAAUAGCAAGACUGUUGGAAGUGGUGGAAAUGAUCAGAGUCACCCCCUGGCUUCUGCUGUUCCACUUGAGGAUUGGAUAAAAAACUAUAGCUUGGCUACUCCUGAAAGUGAGCCAGGGGAUCCAUCAGAUAUCACAAUAGCAGUGGUUGUCCAGUUGCGGGAUCCAAUAAGGAGAUAUGAGGCAGUCGGAGGACCUGUGAUAGCACUUGUUCAUGCCACAGGUACUAACAUCCCAGUGGAUAAGUAUGAAGAUGAAAAGAAAUUCAAAAUAAUGAGUUUACAUGUUGGAGGCUUGAAGGUUAGGACGAGUGGGAAAAGACAUGUGUGGGAUACUGAGAAGCUGAGGCUGACUGCAAUGCAGUGGCUGGUUGCAUAUGGUUUGGGAAAGGCAGGGAAAAAAGGAAAACAUGUGCUGGUAAAGGGGCAAGAUUUGUUUUGGAGCAUUUCCUCACGAGUAAUGGCUGACAUGUGGCUCAAACCAAUCAGAAAUCCAGACGUAAGGUUUGCAAAGUAGGAAGUCUUUCUUGUUGAGGCCGCAUUUAUAAAGUAAAUUCAUUUCAUAGUUAAUGCCAUACUAGUAGCAUUACUUUUUAUCCAAAUUAUAGAUUUUACAGAUUACAAAGUAUGAAAUUUGAUGCAGUUGUGAGUUGUAUUAUAUUGAAAGCAUCGUUUGGUUGGAUU
Quercus robur (English oak) is the source of this 2973-nucleotide messenger RNA. Its product is annotated as protein PLASTID MOVEMENT IMPAIRED 1. The transcript has a single exon. The record is from RefSeq and is a predicted model, not a curated record. The coding region runs from base 176 to 2806 and encodes 876 amino acids. Lineage: Eukaryota; Viridiplantae; Streptophyta; Magnoliopsida; Fagales; Fagaceae.